Molecule: messenger RNA, 583 nt
Organism: Argiope bruennichi
Lineage: Eukaryota; Metazoa; Arthropoda; Arachnida; Araneae; Araneidae
Gene: mRpS33
Product: 28S ribosomal protein S33, mitochondrial-like
Exons: 3
Coding region: 103-441 (112 amino acids)
Cellular component (GO): mitochondrion
Source: RefSeq, a predicted model, not a curated record
UGAGUCGCGUUGUAUGUUUGUUUAUUUUUGGUGUCUUGUAUUUUGCAAUGUUGAUUUGAGAACUUUUAUUUAAAAAUAUAUUUAUUUUAUUUGAAAAUAAAAAUGCAGUUCGUACCAGGUAUGUCAAAUUAUGCAUUUCGCAUGACUCGCCUCAGUAAUAGAAUUUUUGGUGAAGUUGCUAGACCUACAAAUGGUAAGUCAACUAAAGUAGUUCGCCUAAUGCAAAAAAAGCCGGCCGAUUUAGAUCCUUACAUUGUUAAUUACUACCCACCUCAUGAAGAAUAUUCAAAAUUGGUACGAAUUUUGAGAGAACAUGGACUUUUUAGAGAUGAGCAUCUAGAUUUCAAAGAAGAAAUGGUUCGUCAAAAGAUUUUGCGGGGUAAAGUGAAGCCUAAACCUGGACAGGGAAAGAGAGCGAAAGCUAAGGAACUUCUGAAUUAACAUAAAUAUGUUGCUGUUUUUUCUAAAAAAUGUUUGAGAAAUGUUGAGAGUUACUUUCAUGUGCUAUUUUUGUCCUGAAAGUUUAGAACUGUUUUUGAAAUUCUGUAUAAUAUCAAUACAAUUUAUCCAUAAGGUAUAUUUU